UGAUUCUUCUAUUCUCCCAAGAGGGAGGACUAGUGGAAUAAGAUGAAUAUGUAAUGUGAGCCACUGUGUGGGCUUCCCCAAACAGAAUCUGGAUCUAGAUUGAUCUUUGGUCUGAUCCAGGAAGGCUUUUAUAUUCUUACUGCAUCAGGGAUGGGGCUGACCAUUUUAGUUGAAAGAUGACGUGGUGACCAUUCACAAAGCCCAGGAGGCCUCAUGGUAUUGUUGAUCAAGGGAUUGCUUUACUGCUAUUAAUAAGAGCUUGUGUGGGGAGUGAAAUGGAAAAGGAUGCCAGCACCCCCUUGAUUCAAAUUUUACCUUGCACUUGACUCACUGAAUGGAUAUAGGCAUCCUACAGUUUCUUGGCCUGUUUCCCUGUAAGUUGGUGAGAGAAUAUAUGCGUAGCACUUUGGGGUACUAAAUAAUUCUGUAUAAAUACUUGCGAUUAAGGUGCAGGCAACAGAGAAAAGCCAUAAUAAAAUGGGAGCACCCUGGAGAAACACAUGUUUUUGUUCAGACCUUUAUUUAAAAAGUCUCUACAUGGGACAGAAUCAGGAUAAGGCAAAUUUAAUCCUAGAAACUGGGAACCUGUGAUUGACAGGUUUGUUCUUCUCAAUUGCAAUCUUGUUUGCCAUAGGAACAACAUAGGAACCUGCCAGUAGCCAUGUUCUAGAAGUAGUAGUCUAAAACAGUCGCUUUUCCCAUCUCUGGGAAAACAUACCAAACAUGUGUUUGAAGGUCUCACUGCAACACAAAACAGCACCCUGCUUCUGCUUCCGCCCUACAAAUCUAUUGUGGAGGUGAGGCCUGAAUUGCAGCUUCUUUUCUUGUGUAUGUCCCAAGUGUCCCCUCCUCCCCCGCAAGUCUGGCUUUCUAACGAUAACUCUGGGUUGUUUUCUAAAUGUUCAAAGGCUUUUGGCCAGCGCCGAAAUGUCCACUCCCUAGAGUUGGUUCAUAUGCUCUACUACCGCAGUACAUCCAACAACGCAGAGCUGCUGGAUGCCAUUGCUCUGCGCGCCCAGGAGGAACAUGCCAAAGAGGUCAUCUUGGCACAGAGCUUCCUCCUCCAGCUGCAUCAUCAUCAUUAUCACCAGCACCCCCUACAGGAGGAUAUAGCCCCUGAAAUUGUUGAACAGCUGAAGAAAGAGGUCCAGACUUGGCUCCUCUCUCACUCUGAGCUGGACAUAACCUUCUGUGCUGAGCGUGCCUGCCAACAUCUCAGGGAGCUAGGAGUUGGGGUCUCUCCCAUAGCUCCAACCCAUACAGUGUGACUAGGCUGGAACCCUGCGGUCACGGUUCUAGCUAGCCCUUUUGGCACAGCCUCUAAGGGCAAGCCUGGCAAGUUCAGAAGGCAUGGUCAUGGUGACGUCUAUUUUCCUCUGCAGUAUCGUAGGAGCAGUAUGCAGAGGCACAACUCCUAAUACUGCACAGAUAACCAGAAACCACAUGAGAUUUCUGCUACUG
Messenger RNA from Pogona vitticeps (central bearded dragon), 1461 nucleotides. The record is from RefSeq and is a predicted model, not a curated record. Lineage: Eukaryota; Metazoa; Chordata; Lepidosauria; Squamata; Agamidae.